AUGGCAGCUAUGCCUAGUUUUUUAUGCAAAGAAGAUGAGGAGCCUGCUAUUUCCUUUAGUGGUGUGAGCGGCGGAGAUCAAUGGAUAGAACAUGACCUCCAUCAAGACCAUCACAUCAUUCAUGAGACUGAGGAGAGCGUACAAGAGAGAGUGAAGGAUCCUGUUCCCCUUCCUUACCUGGUUGACUCAAAAUCACUGACAGUAUUGUACUUUGAAUAUAUUCCUGAGGCUCCUCCUGAUUAUUUUUCAGUUGUCAGUACUCGUAUUCAAGAUGCUCGGGAGAGUCCGAUGGAGCCCCAGUAUUUGCUGUUGAUGUCAGUAUUACAUCAUCACUUUGUUGUUACUGGAGGACAAGAUGAUAAAGCAUUUGUAUGGAAUUUAUCAAACCAAGAAAUUUUGUUUGAAUGUGUUGGUCAUCAGGAUUCAGUUACAUGUGUCAAAUUCAGUCAUGAUGAUAAAUAUGUAGCCUCGUCAGAUCUUGGGGGUGUGGUCAAAGCACGAUUAUUUUUGGUUGGUUUAUUGUCUGGACAGUUAUCAGUUUGGGAUCUACCAACAAAGAAGUUGAGACAUGUUUGUCAGCCACCAAAAAAAGAGAGACGAGAGUAUUUUAUUGACUUCAUCUGA
Messenger RNA from Gigantopelta aegis, 624 nucleotides. RefSeq lists its product as uncharacterized. The coding region runs from base 1 to 624 and encodes 207 amino acids. Gene Ontology annotation, molecular function: protein binding. The record is from RefSeq and is a predicted model, not a curated record. NCBI's taxonomy places the organism in Eukaryota, Metazoa, Mollusca, Gastropoda, Neomphalida, Peltospiridae. The transcript has 7 exons.